GCGUCGCUGGGAGCGUAGAUGAGGCACAUGACCUUUUCUCCGCCCCGCUCCUCGCUUGGGCCCGCCCUCUCUGCUGAGCUGUACCUCUUCCUUAUACUGCAGGUCUGACAGUGAGAGGAGAGCAGAGCAGACAUGGCGGUGCGGUCCAUGCAAGCAGCGCGGUGCCCCACAGAUGAGCUCUCCCUUAGCAACUGCGCCGUCGUCAAUGAGAAAGAUUUCCAGUCUGGCCAGCAUGUCAAUGUGAGGACUUCCCCAAACCAUCGCUAUAUAUUCACAGUCAAGACUCACCACACUAUACUGCCGGGAAGCAUUGCUUUCAGUCUCCCACAGAGAAAAUGGGCUGGACUCUCCAUUGGACAAGAUGUGGAAGUUGGGGUAUACACAUUUGACAAGACCAAACAGUGCAUCGGCACCAUGACCAUAGAGAUUGAUUUCCUGCAGAAGAAGAACAUCGACUCCAACCCUUAUGAUACGGACCGAAUGGCAGCUGAAUUCAUACAGCAGUUCAACAACCAGGCCUUCUCUGUAGGCCAGCAGCUAGUGUUUAGUUUCAAUGACAAGCUUUUUGGCUUAGUGGUGAAAGACAUAGAGGCCAUGGAUCCAAGCAUUCUAAGGGGAGAGCAGUCAACAGGAAAGAGGCAGAAGAUAGAAGUUGGACUGGUGGUAGGGAACAGCCAGGUGGUGUUUGAGAAAGCCGAAAGCUCCUCUCUGAAUCUCACAGGCAAAUCGAAGACAAGGCAGGAUCGCCAGUCUAUAAUCAACCCGGACUGGAACUUUGAGAAGAUGGGCAUUGGGGGGCUGGAUAAGGAGUUCUCAGAUAUCUUCAGGAGAGCCUUUGCCUCCAGAGUCUUUCCGCCAGAGAUUGUGGAGCAAAUGGGCUGCAAGCAUGUAAAAGGCAUUCUCCUGUUCGGCCCACCUGGUUGCGGCAAGACCCUGAUGGCUCGACAGAUCGGUAAAAUGUUGAAUGCCCGCGAACCCAAAGUGGUCAACGGCCCUGAAAUUCUGAACAAGUACGUGGGAGAGUCUGAGGCAAAUAUCCGCAAACUCUUUGCAGACGCAGAGGAGGAACAGAGAAGGCUGGGUGCCAAUAGCGGGCUGCACAUCAUCAUCUUUGAUGAAAUAGAUGCCAUCUGCAAGCAAAGAGGGAGCAUGGCAGGCAGCACUGGCGUCCAUGAUACUGUGGUCAAUCAGCUGCUGUCCAAGAUUGAUGGUGUGGAGCAGCUCAACAAUAUCCUAGUCAUCGGUAUGACUAACAGGCCUGAUCUGAUAGAUGAAGCUCUUCUGAGACCUGGAAGACUGGAGGUGAAGAUGGAGAUUGGGCUUCCCGACGAGAAGGGUCGCCUGCAGAUCUUGCACAUUCAUACGGCCCGGAUGAGGGAACACAGCCUUCUCGCAUCGGAUGUGGAUGUCGGCGAACUGGCACAAGAAACCAAAAACUUCUCUGGAGCAGAACUGGAGGGGCUGGUGAGGGCGGCCCAGUCGACGGCCAUGAAUCGGCACAUCAAGGCAACCAAUAAAGUGGAGGUGGAUAUGGAAAAGGCAGAAUGUCUGCAAGUGACCAGAGGAGACUUCAUCAAUUCUUUAGGGAAUGACAUAAAACCUGCUUUUGGGACGAACCAAGAGGACUAUGCCAGCUACAUAAUGAACGGCAUCAUUAAAUGGGGCGACCCUGUUACUCGGGUUCUCGAUGACGGAGAGCUGUUAGUCCAGCAAACGAAGAACAGCGAUCGCACGCCGCUUGUUAGCGUUUUACUUGAAGGUCUUCCUCAUAGUGGCAAAACAGCCCUGGCUGCCAAGAUCUCGGAGGAAUCCAACUUCCCGUUCAUUAAGAUUUGCUCACCGGAGAAGAUGAUUGGCUUCUCUGAGACAGCCAAGUGCCAGGCCAUAAAGAAGAUAUUUGAAGAUGCGUACAAGUCACAGCUGAGUUGUGUUGUGGUUGAUGACAUUGAAAGGCUCCUAGACUAUGUCCCUAUUGGUCCUCGUUUUUCCAACUUAGUGCUGCAGGCUCUGCUUGUCCUUUUGAAGAAGGCGCCUCCUCAGGGUCGCAAGCUGCUAAUUAUUGGCACCACCAGCCGCAAGGACGUGCUUCAGGAAAUGGAAAUGCUCGAUGCAUUUAGCACAACCAUCCGUGUCCCAAAUAUUGUCACAGGUGAACAGCUCAUGGAAGCCUUGGAGCUCCUGGGGGGUUUCAAGGACAACGAAAGAUCAGUAAUCGCUAAGCAAGUUAAAGGCAGAAAAGUGCAUAUUGGAAUUAAAAAACUGCUGAUGCUAAUUGAGAUGUCCAUGCAGAUGGAUCCGGAAUAUCGGGUUAGCAAGUUCCUUUCUCUUCUCAAAGAAGAGGCGGCAGAACCGGUGCAUCGUGGCUAUGACUAACACAAUUCCCCUCCCAGAUGGAAGCCAACAUUGAAGCCGUUAACCACAUGAAGACGUUUUAACAUUCCCCAAAGAGCUGCUCUCCCUCAGAAGGCUGGAUUCUCCCACUGCGCUACUGGCUCUGCCACGUCUCCAUCACACGGUGCAUGUUCUUAAUAAACAACUUCUCCUCCGUCAUCUGAGGCUGUCGCAAUAUCUCCUUCACUUUUCAGCUUCCUCAACUGCCGAUACCCAAAGCAGUCUGUGAAUCCACUGCUGUUGUUUUAGUCGGUAUUCCGUAACUCUGACAUGUCUGUUGGCCUAGAGCUUUUCCCAUCGGGCACCCAUUGGUAAGCUUAUGCAAAUUAGGGGCAGGGAGGGAAAUCGUGUGACUUUUUGUCACAAAACAGGGAAGUAAAAAAUGUUUUUCCCCUCCCGUUCCCAGGUUAUGGUUCGGUAUUCGGCCGAAUCUUUCGCGAAGGAUUCGAGGGUUCGGCCGAAUCCAAACCAAUGGAUUCGGUGCAUCCCUAAUAUAUACUGUACCUCCAUACCCUAGUAUACAAUUCUGCAUGUAAAUCUAUGGUAAACACAACUAUACCACCAUGCUCUAGUGCAGGGAUCCCCAACCUUUAAACCCGUGAGCAACAUUCAGAAGUAAAAGGAGUUGGGGAGCAACACAAGCAUGAAAAAUGUUCCUGGGGUGCCAAAUAAGGGCUGUGAUUGGCCAUUUAGUAGCUGUAAUGUGGAUUGUCAACCAACACUGAGGCUCUGUUUGGCAGUACAUCUGGUUUUUACACAACCAAAACUUGCCUCCAAUCCUGGAAUUCAAAUAUAAGCUCCUGUUUUGAGGCCACUGAGAGCAACAUCUAUGGGUUUGGGGAGCAACAUGUUACUCACGAGCUACUGGUUGGGGAUCACUGCUCUAGUGCAUCAGAUAAAUGGAAGAAAUCAAUUAAAUCCAAGGUCCAGACAUUGUAUUAUAAUAAUAAUAAUGAUGGAUGAUUUCUAGUGCAGGGAUCACAGGCUUAGGCUUUGCAUGCAACGCUCAACUCUGCGAGUCUGCAGUGGGGGAUAUGGUGGACACAUUGAGUAUCUUAGAUAAGAGCCAAUGGGAUUUAUGGGGUCCAGCCUUCCACCUCCCCCCCCAAUGAGUGUAAUAACUGUUGGAUCGUUGGUCCUAAGAUGUCCUCUUGAUAAGUGCUGUGAUUAUUAUGUAGCUGCUUUUCUUUGCCUCCCUCACCUUUCACACCCCACCUUUCCACUCCACUGUACAUGUAUAUUUUUAUUGUGAAUUUCGAGUAUUUCGUGGGAUAUCUCAGCCGAAACCAGUUACAGUAAAGUCAUUAUUUAUCCGUCA
Xenopus laevis (African clawed frog) is the source of this 3709-nucleotide messenger RNA. It is a transcript of the gene nsf.L, whose product is annotated as N-ethylmaleimide sensitive factor L homeolog. The transcript is spliced from 20 exons. Gene Ontology annotation, biological process: intra-Golgi vesicle-mediated transport; SNARE complex disassembly; Golgi to plasma membrane protein transport. Lineage: Eukaryota; Metazoa; Chordata; Amphibia; Anura; Pipidae. Bases 133 to 2373 code for a protein of 746 amino acids. Gene Ontology annotation, cellular component: Golgi stack; cytoplasm. Gene Ontology annotation, molecular function: ATP hydrolysis activity; ATP binding. The record is from RefSeq and is a predicted model, not a curated record.